This is a messenger RNA of Sphaeroforma arctica JP610, 244 nucleotides long. RefSeq lists its product as hypothetical. The transcript has a single exon. The annotation marks the transcript as partial. NCBI's taxonomy places the organism in Eukaryota, Ichthyosporea, Ichthyophonida. The record is from RefSeq and is a predicted model, not a curated record.
GUACGAGGCCGUCGUGUUUGCGGACGUAUGCAAACACGGACAGCAACCGCUGGGCGGGUUCAUCACAUCAUUGCACGCCGAAGGUCUGCUGCCCAGUCGGUGGCAAAGCGUUGCAGCCAUGAACACGUACAACCCAUUGGGAAGUACGUUAACGUUCACGUCCCGGAAUGAUAUCAUAGUGGCCUGUUUGCAGGCGUGCGGAGAACGGACUGACCUCAUGGAGAAGGUCCUCAACGCUAAAUAA